CUGCGCCCUGAGGCUCAAGCCGCGGCGUGCAAGGCGUGUGGGGCGCGCGGAGAGUCGCGCGCGCCGUCGGCGAUGCCCCGGGACGGCGUUCCUGCGGGGAGAACCAACCCGGCGGCAGCCCGGGCCUUCGCGCCGAGCUCGGAUUCCGCGACUGCUGGGGCACCGCAGGUGUCUGACCCGCUGAAGCGCUUUGUGUUAUUCUUGGAAAAUUUCGCACCACUUGUGAAUUCCUUGAACCUGGGCAUUGCAAACCCACUUCUGUUGGGCCCAUCUCCUUUGCACUUUGCUCAGAUUAAGACUCAGUUGGCGCUUCAGCAGCUGAAUGCCGUUGCCUCACAUGGUUCACCACCACCUUAUACUUUAUUAAAUCAGGCUUUCUUGAAAAUAGCCAUGUCGAGACCCAGGUUUAAUCCUCGAGGAGACUUUCCACUUCAAAGGCCACGAGCACCUAACCCUUCUGGGAUGAGGCCUCCAGGACCAUUUAUGAGGCCUGGAUCUAUGGGUCUCCCAAGGUUUUACCCAGCAGGGAGAGCCCGUGGAAUUCCACACAGAUUUGCUGGCCAUGAAUCUUAUCAGAACAUGGGACCACAGAGAAUGAAUGUUCAGGUAACUCAACACAGAACUGAUCCAAGAUUGACCAAAGAAAAACUGGAUUUUCAUGAAGCACAACAGAAGAAGGGGAAGCCUCACGGUAGCCGGUGGGAUGAUGAGCCUCAUAUAUCUGCAUCAGUGGCAGUGAAACAGAGUUCUGUAACACAGGUUACAGAGCAGAGUCCCAAAGUACAGAGCCGCUAUACUAAAGAGAGUGCCUCAAGUAUCUUAGCAAGUUUUGGAUUAUCUAAUGAAGACCUAGAAGAACUUAGUCGCUAUCCUGAUGAACAACUAACUCCGGAAAAUAUGCCAUUAAUUUUGAGGGAUAUAAGAAUGCGAAAAAUGGGGCGCAGAUUACCUAAUUUACCUUCUCAGAGCAGAAAUAAAGAAACACUUGGUAGUGAAGCAGUUUCAAGUAAUGUGAUUGAUUAUGGGCAUGCAAGCAAAUAUGGCUACACAGAAGAUCCGCUUGAAGUACGUAUUUAUGAUCCUGAAAUUCCAACUGAUGAGGUUGAGAAUGAAUUCCAGUCACAGCAGAGCAUUUCUGCAUCUGUUCCCAAUCCAAAUGUGAUAUGUAAUUCUGUGUUUCCUGUUGAAGAUGUAUUUCACCAAAUGGACUUCCCCGGUGAGUCCUCCAAUAAUCGGUCAUUUUUCCCAGUCGAGAGUGGAACCAAGAUGUCAGGCUUACACAUUUCGGGAGGACAGUCAGUCCUUGAACCUAUAAAAUCUGUCAACCAAUCCAUUAACCAAACAGUUAGCCAGACAAUGAGUCAAUCUCUGAUUCCUCCGUCUAUGAACCAGCAACCAUUUUCGUCAGAAUUAAUUUCAACUGUAAGCCAACAAGAGCGGAUCCCACGUGAGCCUGUGAUUAAUUCAUCUAAUGUACAUGUUGGAUCAAGAGGAAGUAAAAAGAAUUACCAGUCACAGGCUGACAUUCCCAUUCGGUCUCCCUUUGGUAUUGUGAAAGCAUCCUGGCUACCAAAAUUUUCACAUGCUGAUGCCCAGAAAAUGAAGAGACUUCCAACUCCUUCUAUGAUGAAUGAUUAUUAUGCAGCGUCUCCAAGAAUAUUUCCACAUUUGUGUUCUCUGUGUAACGUAGAAUGUAGUCAUUUGAAGGAUUGGAUUCAGCAUCAAAAUACAUCUACUCAUAUUGAGAGCUGUCGACAGUUACGUCAACAGUAUCCUGAUUGGAAUCCUGAGAUCCUCCCAUCAAGAAGAAAUGAGGGUAAUAGAAAAGAAAAUGAAACUCCACGAAGACGUUCUCAUUCCCCCAGUCCUAGGCGUUCUAGAAGAUCAAGCUCAAGUCACAGAAUCCGUCGAUCUCGAAGCCCAAUGCGUUACAUGUAUAGACCAAGAAGUCGAAGUCCAAGAAUUUGCCAUCGUUUCAUUUCUAGAUACAGAUCCAGAUCCAGAUCCAGAUCCCGUUCACCAUAUCGAAUUAAAAAUCCAUUUCGGGGUAGUCCAAAAUGCUUUCGAUCAGUUAGUCCCGAAAGGAUAUCCAGGAGAUCAGUGAGAUCAUCAGAUAGGAAAAAAGCAUUAGAAGAUGUAGUACAACAAUCUGGGCAUGGGACAGAAUUUAAUAAACAGAAGCAUCUUGAAGCUGUUGAUAAGGGACAUUCACCAGCACAAAAGCCUAAAACUGGCAGUGGAACAAAACCAUCAGUUAAAUCUACAAGCACUUCAAAGAGCGAUUCAAAUCUAGGAGGACAUUCUGUUCGUUGUAAAUCAAAGAAUCUUGAAGAUGAUACUUCACCAGAAUGUAAACAGGUGUCUGAUAAAGCUGUUUCUCUCCAGCGAAAGCUUCGGAAGGAACAAUCAUUGCAUUGUAGUUCAGUCCUUCUUAUAUCUGAAUUACCAGAGGAUGGUUGUACUGAAGAAGAUGUUAGAAAAUUAUUUCAACCAUUUGGGAAAGUGAAUGAUGUCUUGAUUGUUCCAUAUAGAAAGGAGGCUUACCUAGAAAUGGAAUUUAAAGAGGCAGUUACUGCAAUCAUGAAGCACAUUGAAACAACACCUCUUAUGAUAAAAGGAAAAAAUGUGAAAAUAUGUGUUCCAGGAAAGAAAAAAGCACAGAACAAAGAGGUGAAGAAAAAGGCUUUAGAGUCAAAGAAAGUAUCUGCAUCUACCUUAAAAAGAGAUACAGAUGCUUCAAAAGCUGUUGAAAUUGUUACUUCAACUUCUGCUGCCAAAACUGGACAAACCAAGGCAUCUGUAGCCAAAGUAAACAAAUCUGCAGGGAAAUCAGCAAGUUCUGUAAAAUCUGUGGUAACAGUAGCUGCUAAAGGUAAUAAAGCUUCAAUCAAAACAGCAAAAUCUGGUGGAAAGAAGUCUCUAGAAGCCAAAAAGACUGGGAAUGUCAAAAACAAAGACUCUAACAAACCUGCUACUGUACCAGAAAACUCUGAAGUAAAGACCAGUAUGGAAGCCAAAGCCACUGAAAACUGUGCUAAAGAAGCUAUUUCUGAAGCUGCCUUGGAGACCACAGAAAAUGAACCAGUUAGCAAGGAAAGAGAAGAAAUGUGUGUGAUGCUUAUCUCUAAUUUGCCUAAUAAAGGAUAUUCUACAGAAGAAGUUUGUGACUUAGCAAAACCAUUUGGUGGCUUAAAGGAUGUCUUGAUUUUCUCAUCUCAUAAAAAGGCAUAUAUAGAAAUAAAUAGAAAAGCUGCUGAGUCUAUGGUAAAAUUUUAUACCUGCUUCCCAGUAUUGAUGGAUGGAAAUCAACUCUCAAUAAGUAUGACUCCUGAAAACAUGAAUAUAAAAGACGAGGAAGCUGUAUUUACAACCUUGGUAAAAGAAAAUGACCCAGAGGCAAACAUAGAUACAAUUUAUGAUCGAUUUGUACAUCUUGAUAAUUUACCAGAAGAUGGACUUCAGUGUGUACUUUGUGUUGGACUUCAGUUUGGAAAAGUGGAUCACCAUGUAUUCAUAAGUAAUAAAAACAAGGCGAUUCUUCAGUUAGAUAGUCCUGAAUCUGCUCAGUCAAUGUACAGCUUUCUCAAACAAAAUCCACAAAACAUUGGUGACCAUAUAUUGACCUGUACAUUAUCUCCAAAGAUAGACUUACCAGAGGUGCAAACCGAGCAAGACCCAGAAUUAGAAAAAGAAAGCCCUGGCUUGAAAAACAAUCCAGUUGAUGAAAGUGAGGUCCAAACAGCAACUGAUAGUCCCUCUGUUAAACCUAAUGAGCUCGAAGAAGAAAGUAUACCCAACAUGCAAACAGAAAUUUUCGUACAACAGGAGAAGCCUUGUGAGGAAGAACCUGAAAAAGUAACAUGUGAUUCUGACUUUGCUAUGGAAACAUUGGAGGUUGAAACUCAAGGGGAGGAGGUCAAAGAAGAAGUUCCUCUUGUAGCAUCCACUCCAGCCAGUAUUGAACUAUUCACUGAAAAUGCCGAGGAGUGUGCUUUAAAUCAGCAGGUGUAUAACAGUGACUUGGAGAAGAAAGACGCAGGAAUUAUUAACCCUGAAACAGCAUUGUUACCAUCUGACAGUGUGUUUAUAGAAGAAAGGAACAUCAAAGGAGUUACAGAAGAAUCUCCAUCUGAAGCAGAAGAUUUCUUUUCUGGAGUUACACAGUCUGUGGUAGAAUCUAUAGCCGAAGUAGAAAAACCUGAAACUGUUUCAGAAAUAUUGCCAUCAGCUUGUAUUGUGACAUUAGUACCAGGAGUUUCCACUGGGGAUGAGAAGACAGUGGGCAAAAAGAGUAUUUCUGAAAAAAAAAGUAACAUGGAUGAAAAGGAGGAGAAUGAAUUUAAUAUAACUAAGGAAAUCAGAAUGGAUCUUCAAAUAGGAACAGAGAAGGCUGAAAAGAAUGAAGGUAGGAUGGUUGCAGAAAAGGUGGAAAAGAUGAUGGCGUCAGUGAAAGAAAAGCCUGCAGAAAAUACUUUAUUCAAGACAUACCCAAAUAAAGGAGUGGGUCAGGCUACUAAUCCUGAUGAAACUAGUAAGACUAGUAUUCUGGCAGUAUCCAGUGUAUCUAGCAAUAAAUCAAGCAUCAAGGCUGUUGUAGUCUCUUCUCCUAAGGCAAAAGCUACAGCUUCGAAACCUGAAAAUCAGAAAAGUUUUUUAAAAUCUGCGCUUAGAGAUCAAAUAAAUGCUGAAAAGAAACUUUCGGCCAAGGAAUUUGCUCUACUUAAACCUACAAGUGCCAGGUCAGGCUUGGCAGAAAGCAGUAAAUUGAAACCCACUCAGAGCAGUUUUACCAGAGGAGGCAGUGGAAAGAUCUCAGCCCUGCAAGGCAAGCUUUCUAAACUGGAUUACAGGGAUAUAACAAAACAAUCUCAGGAAACAGAAGCUAGACCUUCCAUCGUGAAGCGGGAUGACAGCAACAAUAAGACUUUGGCUGGACAAAACACUAAGAAUUCUAAAAGUGCUGCUGGUAGAAGUUCCAAAUCUAAAGAGGAACCAUUAUUUCCAUUUAAUUUGGAUGAAUUUGUUACUGUGGAUGAGGUUAUAGAAGAAGUGAAUCCUUCUCAAGCCAAGCAGAAUCCACUAAAGGGAAAAAAGAAAGAAGCUCUCAGAAAUGUUCCGUUCUCUGAACUUAACCUAAAGAAGAAAAAGGGGAAAACUUCAGCCCCUCGUGGUGUUGAGGGAGAACUAUCUUUUGUAACAUUGGAUGAGAUUGGGGAAGAAGAAGAUGCAGCUGCACAUCUAGCACAAGCUCUAGUCACUGUGGAUGAAGUAAUUGAUGAAGAAGAACUAAAUAUGGAAGAAAUGGUAAAAAAUUCAAAUUCACUUUUUACAUUAGAUGAAUUAAUUGACCAAGAUGAUUGCAUUUCCCACAGUGAACCUAAAGAUGUUACUGUUCUGUCAGUGGCUGAAGAACAAGAUCUUCUCAAACAGGAGCGCUUGGUAACUGUGGAUGAAAUUGGAGAAGUGGAAGAGCUACCUUUGAAUGAGUCAGCAGACAUAACUUUUGCCACUUUAAAUACAAAAGGAAAUGAAGGAGACACUGUAAGGGAAUCUAUUGGCUUCAUUUCUUCUCAGAUGCCUGAAGACCCUUCUACUUUAGUUACUGUAGAUGAAAUACAAGAUGACAGCAGUGAUUUGCAUUUAGUGACUUUGGAUGAAGUAACUGAAGAGGAUGAAGACUCUCUGGCUGAUUUUAACAACCUAAAAGAAGAACUUAAUUUUGUUACUGUUGAUGAAGUUGGAGAGGAGGAGGAUGGAGAUAAUGAUUUAAAAGUUGAGUUAACACAAAGCAAAAAUGACAGUCCCACAGAUAAAAAAGGGAAUAGAAAGAAGAGAGCUGUGGACACAAAAAAGACAAAACUUGAAGCCUUGUCCCAAGUGGCUCCAGUAAAUGAGAAUGUUACAGAAGAAGAUUUAAAAACCAUGAUUGAAAGACGCUUAGCAGGUUUUGGGGUACAUGUGAAGAACAUGCAAGAUUGUUGCAUAGCUAAAACUUCAACCAAGAGAGUUAGAAUUGGGAAAACUCUGCCAUCAGAAAAGGCUGUUCUGACAGAACCAGGAAAAGGUGAAGAGGCCUUCCGGAUGAGUGAAGUUGAUGAGGAAUCUGGAUUAAAGGAUUCAGAACCAGAGCGAAAACGCAAGAAGACUGAAGACCCUUCUUUAUGCAAAUCAGUGGCAUCUGAUGUCCCUGAAGAAUUAGACUUUCUUGUACCUAAGGCUGGAUUCUUCUGUCCAAUUUGUUCCCUCUUCUACUCAGGUGAAAAAGCAAUGACAAAUCACUGCAAGAGUACACGUCAUAAGCAAAAUACUGAGAAAUUCAUGGCCAAGCAAAGAAAGGAAAAGGAACAGAAUGAGGCUGAAGAAAGAAGCUGUAGGUGAUUGGGGGAAAGGGGAAAGAAUUCACUAGAAAUUUGUUUAGGGUCCAGUUGAUUUGUGUAUUUUUGUUAUCAUUUAAUUUGUAAUUUUCAUUUCAGAAGCAAAUACUCGUGUUGUACAAAUUUCUGAUUACCCUUGAUGUAGAGAGACUGAUGGGGAAAGUAUGAUGGGUUUGAUUUUUAUAUCAAAUCAUCAGGCAUGGAGAAAUAUCUUUUAGAAGUGUUAAAAUAAAUGUUCCUACUGUAUAUUUAAAAUAC
Molecule: messenger RNA, 6632 nt
Organism: Callithrix jacchus (white-tufted-ear marmoset)
Lineage: Eukaryota; Metazoa; Chordata; Mammalia; Primates; Cebidae
Gene: ZNF638
Product: zinc finger protein 638
Cellular component (GO): nucleus
Molecular function (GO): zinc ion binding; RNA binding
Source: RefSeq, a predicted model, not a curated record